This is a messenger RNA of Vicia villosa (hairy vetch), 2262 nucleotides long. Its product is annotated as pentatricopeptide repeat-containing protein At1g20300, mitochondrial-like. The record is from RefSeq and is a predicted model, not a curated record. NCBI's taxonomy places the organism in Eukaryota, Viridiplantae, Streptophyta, Magnoliopsida, Fabales, Fabaceae. Gene Ontology annotation, molecular function: protein binding. The transcript has 2 exons. The coding region runs from base 156 to 1745 and encodes 529 amino acids. Gene Ontology annotation, cellular component: chloroplast.
GUCUUUGUCAACAUGUUGCCCGCCAAAGAUACUGAACCAAACCUGAACACGCCGCCAAUACUCAUUUCUUCUCCACUUUCAAAAUUCACACCACCAGCGUUACCUUCAUUGCUGUUGCUCUUCAUCGAAACAACACUUCACCAACAUAACCAUCAAUGGCACUCAUCAAAUCAAGGGCACACUCUCACUUGCACCACUCUCUUUUCCAGCACUUACCAUCCACUUUCAGACUAUGUUCUUCCACACCUCUUCUUUCAAACGAGAACGACACUCCUCAAAACACCAACCUAUCACCCGAAGACUCCACCAUAAUCGACAAAUUUCACACCGUCAUCAAAGACCACUACCGCAAAAACCCUAACCCUAACCCUAACCCUAAUCCCGUUUCACCCUCACUCAAUUUCUCCAUCCCCGAUCUCACCGUUGAUUUCUCCAAAAUCUCCACCGUCCAUUCAAUUUCCCCCUCCAUCACCCGCCGCGUGAUCGAAAAAUGCGGCGGCAUCCGCCACGGUAUCCCAUUCCACCAAUCCCUAGCUUUCUUCAACUGGGCCACUACCCUAGAAAACUUCCCCUCCUCCCCGGAGCCUUACCACGAAAUGAUCGACCUUGCCGCAAAACUCCGACACUUCGAUUUAGCAUGGAGUUUGAUCGAUUUGAUGAAAUCGCGUGGCGUCAAAAUAACCAUAAGCACGUUCUCGAUUCUCGUCCGGCGAUACGUGAGGGCUGGAUUGGCUGCGGAGGCGGUGCACGCGUUUAACCGUAUGGAAGACUAUGGUUGUACUCCUGAUAAGGUUUCGUUUUCGAUUGUUAUUAGUAGUUUAUGUAAGAAGAGAAGAGCCACUGAAGCGCAAACGUUUUUUGAUAGUCUUAAGCAUAAGUUUGAGCCUGAUGUUAUAGUUUAUACUAGCUUAGUUCAUGGUUGGUGUCGCGCUGGGGAUAUAUCGAAAGCCGAGGAGGUUUUUAGUGAUAUGAAGGUGGCUGGUGUGAAGCCUAAUGUUUAUACUUACAGCAUUGUGAUUGAUUCGCUUUGUCGGAGUGGACAAAUCACUCGGGCUCAUGAUGUUUUCUCUGAGAUGAUAGAUGCUGGGUGUGAUCCUAAUGCUGUUACUUUUAAUAGUCUAAUGAGGGUUCAUGUGAAAGCGGGUAGGACUGAGAAGGUUUUGCAGGUUUAUAAUCAAAUGAAGAGACUUGGUUGUGCUGCGGAUACGAUUAGUUACAAUUUCCUCAUUGAGAGUCAUUGUAAGGAUGAGAAUCUCGAUGAAGCUGUGAAGGUUCUUGAUACAAUGGUUAAGAAAGGGGUUGCUCCUAAUGCAUCUACUUUUAAUUCGAUUUUUGGAUGCAUAGCUGAGUUGCAUGACGUGAAUGGCGCGCAUAGGAUGUAUGCUAAAAUGAAGGAACUGAAAUGCUUGCCUAAUACGCUGACUUAUAAUAUACUUUUGAGAAUGUUUGUUGACUCGAAAUCUAUUGAUAUGGUUUUGAAGUUGAAAAAGGAAAUGGAUGAGAAUCAAGUUGAACCUAAUGUGAAUACUUACAGGAUUUUGAUUAUGAUGUUUUGUGAAAAGGGGCACUGGAACAAUGCAUACAAGUUCAUGAAGGAAAUGGUCGAAGAAAAAAGCCUAAAGCCAAAUCUGUCGAUUUAUGAAACGGUUUUGGAGCAACUGAGGAAGGCUGGACAGCUCAAAAAGCACGAAGAGUUGGUCGAGAAGAUGGUUUCCAGGGGAUUCGCCGCUCCUCGCCCUUUGUAGAAGUUGCUUCAAGCUGAACAAGGUAUUCAAUUGAGCACUUGUUCUCUGAAACGAACUUGUAAUUUUUGCUUUAGAAUCCCUGAAUGGUUUGACUGAAGGAAAGGAACCAAUACACACAUUAGCAGUAUGUCCCUGCCGGCCUGAUGUUCAUGGAGAUGCUAACAAGUUUUGCUUAUUCAAGAAUUAAGAAAGACUGAGACGCUCUUAUAUGUGGGAGGAGGCAACUCUAUCCAUGAAAUGUGACGUCUGUUUUUACCGGAUUAUAAAACUUAGUUUUGAAUUUUGAUUUAGUGGUAGCAAACUGCAUUAACUGCAAAAGCCCCUUUAAGCUAAGCAAGCUGUUAUGUGUAAUGUGUUGGCUGUUUAUAACUUGCAAGACUCUAGUUGGUCUCUGGUUGAUAUUUAAAAAUUGUAGUUGGUUAGCUGAGAAAAUGUUAGAUGAUUGUAAUAAUAAAAUUAUGUAUUGGAUUGUUGUUGGUUUUCUCGGUUUCCCAUAGUAUUUCAUUAUUUAUUCGUU